AAAAACGUGUACGGAUACUAUUUUCAUCUUAUACCAAAAAAAUAUUAAAAAAAAAUAAAAAUCAACGAAACCAUCCCCAUAUACACAUUUUCCCACAACCAUAAAACCCCCCGCAAUCCAAUUUCAUUUUAUUUCAAUCAAAUUUUUGAAUCGUGAUUAUUAUUAUUAUUAGGGUUUCAAUUUUGAUUUUUAAAUUAAUUAAAUAUAAAUAAAAUGGCAGCAGCGUAUGCUGCCUGUAUCCGGGCCGGAAUUAGACUCCGAUCCGUUCAGGCCAUCACUUCGUCCUCAUCUGCUUUCAAAACCACGCUUAUUCCAUCUUCAUCAUCGCAUUAUUAUCAUAAUAAUAAUAAUAAUAAUAAUGAAUAUAAUAAUAUAAAUAAUUAUAAUAAAUGUUUUUCAGAUGGGAGGAGGGGGAUAUCACAAUUAGUUCAAUCUAACGGCAAACGUUUGUUCCUUGUUGAUACUCUUGCCCUUGUUAGAAGGUUAGAAGGACAAGGAGUGCCUUCGAAGCAAGCGGAAGCCAUUACGUCUGCGAUAACUGAGGUUUUGAAUGAUAGUUUGGAAAAUGUGGCCCAGUCUUUUGUUUCCAAGGCUGAAAUGCAAAGGAUUGAGAUGACUCAAGAUGGUAACUUGGGGAAGUUCAAGUCUCAAGUACAAAGCUCUCAGGAAAAUCAUUUUUCUUUGCUGCAACGCGAGACAGAAAAAUUGAGGAAUGAUAUAGAGAAGAUGCGCAGUGAGUUGAGGUAUGAGAUUGACAAAGUCACUGCUGGACAGCGUCUAGAUUUGAAUCUCGAGAGGGGGAGAAUUCGUGAUGAACUAGCUAACCAAAACCAAGAGACUACUAACCUUACAAACAAACUUGAUCGAGAAAUCCAUUCUUUAAGGGCCCAGCUAGAAGCAGCAAAAUACGAUGUGAUUAAGUACUGCAUAGGUACCCUCGUCUCGAUAUCUGCUGUUGGUUUGGCCGUGCUCCGUAUACUCAUGUAAACUGUCAUAUUUGCUAAUUGUAACAAUUAGCAUUAACACAUAGAGAAAUAUGAUACGUCAGUUUCACGCGUUUUAUUUGUUCGUGAUCAGUUGAUAAUGUAGCAUAACUGUACUAAUCUUACCAUUGUUCUUGCACAAAUGCCAAGACUUGGUAGAUGUUGUGUCUCUUUUAGAACUUGAAAUAUCUUUUUGUUUUUGGUUUUUAAAUAGCAUUGAUGUAAACUGGAAAAUCAAUAUUUGAUCUUUCUUUGUAGUUGUCAAAACUAUGAAUUAGUGUUUACCGGUA
Messenger RNA from Erigeron canadensis, 1273 nucleotides. Its product is annotated as protein FMP32, mitochondrial. Gene Ontology annotation, cellular component: mitochondrion. The transcript has 7 exons. Bases 214 to 987 code for a protein of 257 amino acids. Lineage: Eukaryota; Viridiplantae; Streptophyta; Magnoliopsida; Asterales; Asteraceae. The record is from RefSeq and is a predicted model, not a curated record.